CGUAGCGGCUGUACGUGUAAUGAUCAUUCCAUCCAUUCUCCAAAAAUACAGCACUUCGUCCAGGUUUAGUUUAUACAGUAGUUAAAAUGAGAAAUGUACGUUCGUUUUUGACAGACAUGAGCCUACUAACAUCUUGAGCCUCGGUUGUUAGAAUCCCUGAUAGAGUUUAGUUUGGUAACUGAUGGCGUUGCUGUAUGUUGUUGUGGUGAGUCUAGUGUUAUUAACAGUCAUCAUUUUACGAUUAUUUGGGAUUUUGCGACAUGGUUCUGAAUAUAAACCCGGACAGAAGGGCUCUGUGUCAGUCCUGGUGGUGGCAGGAUCAGGAGGACACACAACAGAAAUCGUCCGUCUGAUGGGGAGUUUAUCUCAGUCGUAUAACCCUCGACACUAUGUGAUCGCAGACACUGAUAAAAUGAGCGAAGAGAAGAUCCGAACAUUUGAAGCGGAGCGGGAGAAAAGCGGUUUACCAUCGCAGUUCACCAUUCUCCGGAUCCCUCGCAGUCGGGAGGUGCGUCAGUCGUGGAGUUCCUCUGUUUUGAGUUCCCUCAGCGCUCUGAUGUCCUCUGUCCCGCUGGUCUUCAGGCUUCAGCCGGAUAUGGUGCUGUGUAACGGUCCAGGAACGUGUGUCCCACUGUGUGCCGCUGGGUUGCUCCUGGGCAUCCUGGGCCUAAAAAGAGUCUUGAUCGUCUAUGUGGAGAGCAUCUGUCGUGUGGAGACGCUGUCUCUAUCCGGAAAGAUCCUCUACUACUUUUCUGACUACUUUUUUGUGCAGUGGGCACCACUAAAAGACAAAUACCCAAAGGCCAUCUACUUAGGGAGACUGGUGUGAUCCCUUUCUGUCGACUUUUUCACUUUUGUAUUGAGAAUUCCAUUACAUUUUGAUGCUGUUCUUCAAGGUGAAUUCAUUCCUAUGCCGUUACUGACGUGCUGAAUACACAACUAUGACAACUAUCUCUGAGUUUUGUUUUUUUACGCCAAACACACAUGAUAGGCUGAUGAGAUGUCCUGUUCUACCUUUUACGCCUUUGAAGUCAACAAAACUAAACCAAGAGAAGUUUUUACACAUGCAGGUGCUUCUAUUAGCACUUAUAGUUUCAGUGUUUUCUUCAUGCACCACUUCAUGGAAAACAGUAUUUGGCUUUUGAUCAAAGGUUUGUCCUUUUCAAGGUUAUACUGUCAUUCAGAUAAAUAAAAGACUUGUCUUAAAUCUA
This is a messenger RNA of Carassius auratus (goldfish), 1211 nucleotides long. Its product is annotated as UDP-N-acetylglucosamine transferase subunit ALG14 homolog. The record is from RefSeq and is a predicted model, not a curated record. Gene Ontology annotation, biological process: dolichol-linked oligosaccharide biosynthetic process. Gene Ontology annotation, cellular component: UDP-N-acetylglucosamine transferase complex. The transcript has 4 exons. Gene Ontology annotation, molecular function: N-acetylglucosaminyldiphosphodolichol N-acetylglucosaminyltransferase activity. Bases 182 to 829 code for a protein of 215 amino acids. NCBI's taxonomy places the organism in Eukaryota, Metazoa, Chordata, Actinopteri, Cypriniformes, Cyprinidae.